CGUCUUCAAUUCUGAUGCCGUGGCCAUAAACAGAACCAUCGAUUUGAAAUGGGGCGCCGGGGCCAUCGCCAUAUCCGCGUGCCACGAUGGAAUUGGCUGCAAGCUUUGGAGCUGCCAUUGUUUGGGUGAUUGCAGAUGCUGCAAUCACAGCGAGGGCGGCCUUGAACUGCAUCUUUUCGACUUGGGUGGUGUUUUGAUGUUGUGAAGUGCGGUGGUGGCUGCUUUGAACAAUGUCGGACCCAAGCGAACGUGCGAACUUAUCGUAUGUUGCGCUUGACCCAUACCUGCGGAUGUACUGGCAAUGUGAUGAAUAAUGGACAGUGCGCGAGUCUCGACCCAUGGCCGAGUUCGAAUCUUCUCAGAGACCUAGUCAAAGCUGCGGGAAGAGCCCAAAUCGGCCACUAUAGCCUCGUGGAUAAAGUCAUCGUGAGCGGAACUCCUCGUGAUUCAGCAAAUCUAACCCUGUCUGACCUCGUGCCUUCCAGCGCGCCCCUUCCACGCCCAGCAGGAAUAUGGAGUCCAAUAUGCUUGUUCGCACGUCGAACCAGUUUUCGGCAUGGGUCACUGGAAAUGACGCCGCGAAUCGCAGUGGAGGACGGUCGGUCGACGUCAACCAGCCAAGGCGUUGUGAAGACCUUGGGAAAUUACUCGAUGGCUGCCGGUCAUACAACAAACCGCGCACAUGUUCCAACCAUCCAAUGCUUCGGUGGCGGGACGAGGAUGACCUUGACAGGUAGACGGCUUGUCUGGAUGAUCGUCAAGCAUGAAAGCUGCAACACUACACCUUGUGUCCUCUAAUGUUCCUCAGAUCUCUUCGAACUGUGGCCUUUCCGUAUUCACCAAACGAAUUCUCCCAUUCGAAGUCUGGAUUCCUGCCCUGCGGCCUGAGUAUACCGUCCACAGAUCUAACAAUACGAAGAGAUCCUAGGGAACGUUACUUCCGGCCAUGCCGCACUAGAUAUUCUUUGCCAACAUCAGGGUUUCUGGUUGUUGUCCCCAUUCGCCCGGUCAUGGAAGCCUUUUUGCAUAUUUCAAGGAAUUUAGUUGUGCUACUGCUCACAAGACUUAUGGUCAAGUCAUCGAGAGUGUGGGCGAGAGCGUUGUCAACUUGUCGUGCUUCCAUUCUCCACCUGAAAUACUGGUACACUC
Messenger RNA from Sphaerulina musiva SO2202, 1149 nucleotides. RefSeq lists its product as uncharacterized. The transcript is spliced from 4 exons. The coding region runs from base 307 to 798 and encodes 163 amino acids. NCBI's taxonomy places the organism in Eukaryota, Fungi, Ascomycota, Dothideomycetes, Mycosphaerellales, Mycosphaerellaceae. The record is from RefSeq and is a predicted model, not a curated record.